Molecule: messenger RNA, 261 nt
Organism: Hirsutella rhossiliensis
Lineage: Eukaryota; Fungi; Ascomycota; Sordariomycetes; Hypocreales; Ophiocordycipitaceae
Product: LSM domain-containing protein
Exons: 4
Coding region: 1-261 (86 amino acids)
Biological process (GO): spliceosomal snRNP assembly; mRNA splicing, via spliceosome
Cellular component (GO): P granule; U5 snRNP; spliceosomal tri-snRNP complex
Molecular function (GO): RNA binding
Source: RefSeq, a predicted model, not a curated record
AUGGCGCCUCCCCAACCCGAGCUCAAGAAGUACCUCGACAAGAGACUGUUUGUGCAGUUGAACGGCAGCCGAAAAGUUACCGGAACCCUACGUGGCUACGAUGUCUUCCUAAACAUUGUCCUCGACGACGCCUUGGAAGAAUUUGACGGCGGAGACAAGAUCAAGCUCGGCAUGGUGGUCAUCCGAGGCAACUCGGUCGUGAUGCUCGAGGCCAUGGAAAGAAUCGGCGGUGACGAUCGGCAACAGCACCACCAUCGAUGA